Apodemus sylvaticus (European woodmouse) is the source of this 4305-nucleotide messenger RNA. RefSeq names its product CMRF35-like molecule 3. Gene Ontology annotation, molecular function: transmembrane signaling receptor activity. Bases 298 to 984 code for a protein of 228 amino acids. The record is from RefSeq and is a predicted model, not a curated record. The transcript is spliced from 4 exons. Gene Ontology annotation, cellular component: plasma membrane. Lineage: Eukaryota; Metazoa; Chordata; Mammalia; Rodentia; Muridae.
GGGUUUGCUGUAUCAUCUUUUGUGUCUGCCUGCAUCUCUCCUUGUGAUUCCCAUCUGCCCUUAAAGUUCACGUCUCACGUUGCAUCUAUUCAGUAUAGGAAGUUCUCUGUUCACAUGGCUGUCCCUCUCAUGCUGUGACAUGGUUUUCUCAAAGACUGGAAUAAUUUUUCUUCCAGUAUGCAAAACUGAGUUUUUUCAAGGAAGUUACUGAGAGACCUAAAGGAAACUAGCUGAGCUUCAAGUCCUCACAGGGUGCUGGCAUCUGUCGCCACCAAGGACAGGAGAGGAGACAAGACCAUGUGGCAGUUCUCUGCUCUGCUCCUAUUCUUCCUCCAAGGUGUCUGCACUGCUCAGGAGGUCACAGGUCCAGCGGAGGUGAGUGGUCAGGAGCAGGGAACCUUGACAGUGCAGUGCAAGUAUACUUCACGCUGGAAGGAUUACAGUAAAUUCUGGUGCCGAGUAGCUGGUUGGAAUAUGUGUGAGUUUCUGGUUGAAACUGAUAAAUCAGAGCAGUUGAUAAAGAAGAACCGUGUGUCCAUCAGGGACGACCAGACACACUUCAUCUUCAUGGUGACCAUGGAGGAUCUGAGGAUGAGCGAUGCUGGCAUUUACCAGUGUGGAAUUACAAAAGCUGGAUAUGAUCACAUGUUUAAAGUUUAUGUGAACAUUGACCCAGCCCCAGAAAGAUCAACUACAAUAACAACAAUCAUACCCAGAGUUCUGACAUCUACACCACCAACCAUGGAGAACACUGCCAAGGAACAAAUGAUUCAGAGUAGUCCCCACACCAGGUCCCUGCUGAGCAGCAUCUACUUCUUGCUGAUGGCAUUUGUGGAGUUACCCCUGCUCCUGAGCAUGCUCAGUGCUGUCCUCUGGGUGAACAGGCCUCAGAGAUGCUAUGGGGGAGGUGACAUUGGCCUGGUGAAGACCUGUGGUUCUGAUGCCCAGGACAGAGAGAAAGACUUCCCAGGAGAUAGAAAAUAAUCUCUGUCUCUCUGUCUCUGUCUCUAUCUCCCACAUGUGUGUGUGUGUUUGUGUGUGUGUGUAUGUAAGUUGUGGGGGCAGAUGUGUAUUGGAGGACAUCUUCAGGUGUCAUGCCAUCAUUGUUUGAGACAGGGUUACUCACUGACCUGGACCUUUGCAAGUAGGCCAGGGAGCUGGCCAGAGAACUCCAGGGAUCUACCUGCCUCCAUCCCCCAUUCUGCCAUUGUAAGCACACACAACUGCACUCACUUAAAAAGAAUCAAACAAACACUCUAGAUUAUAGGGUUUGAACUCAUGUCCUUGUACUUGCAAGGAAGGCAAGGGCUUUACCAGCAGAGCCAUCUCCACAGUCUGGAAAAGACUUGUUCUAAUAAGGAAAGACUGGACAGCAGUACCAUGGUUCUGAGGUACUGUGGGCCCAGCCUCAGACUAAUCCCUCUCCUAUAGCAGGGACAACUGAGUUCUGGAACCCAUUCACGUCCCCCUCUCUCAGAAUGCCCCACAGUGCCUACCUGGGUCUAUCUUCCAUUGAUGGCCUCCAGGGAAAUAGAAAAUACAAGAAAAGGUCAUGUUUCUUCCUAGGGCCCCAGUUCCUUAGAGGACAUAUGAUAAUACAAGUCUGUGGGCCACCAGCAAGGUGACUGACCAAAUAUAUGGGAAAUGUGGCCUCACCAAGUAGCAUAAAAGUUUGCCACUCUCACACUGGAUGUCUGUCCCUUACAGAUGGGACACACCUAGCUUUCAUUUUUGUCAACACAACCUAGUAACUAAGCCCAUUGCCAACACGGAUGGAGCAGUUGACCCUGUCUCUGUGCCACCUGCACAGGUCCCCAUGUCAUAGCUUAGUCUUGGUCCUUGAAGUCUAGAUUCCCUGCUCAUUGAGACCAAAUGGGGAGCUAAGCUGCAGGAAGGAAGAUGGCCUCUCAGGAGUCACAAACCCACAUCACCACACAACCCUUCCAGGGACAGUCUCUGCAUCCAGUCAUUCCACUCUCUUCCUUUCGAUCAGAACCAUAUAUUGAAUAGACAUCUAAGUAUUAAACACCCUACACAUACAAGCUCAAAAAUGAGAAAGACCCAAUUACAGUCCACUCAGGAGUCACGAACCCACAUCACCCCAUGACCCGUCUCUGCACCUGGUCAUUCCACUCUCUCCCUUUCAAUCAGAACCAUCUACUGGAUGUCUUAAGUAUUAGACACCCUCCACAUAUCAUCUUGAAAAUAAGAAAGACCCAAUUAAAGUCCACAGAGGAAGCCAAAGGAUUCAAGGGUAAACGCUCAGGGGGAAAACAGCUGUUUCCAGCUGGCCAGCCUCAGUCAUGUUGAGUUCUGCACCAGGACACAGCCUUCUCCUCCAGUGGAGCUCUGACACUCACACCUAACAUAGGUGUUCUUCCACUUUAUGUAAGAAGAGUCCCUAGGUUAACAUAUUCUCCCUGAUGACAUGUGUUGGGCUCUAGUGAACCUGCCUCUGUAGAGAAGAUGAUUUUCAUUUGCUUCUGGGGUGUAUCUGGUGGUCAGCUGCCCACAUUCUCACUGUUUCUCAAACAAGCAAUCCCAGUUAAACUCAGUGGGACACACACACACAUACACACACACACACACACCAUAUAAGCAGGAGAGGGGUUCAUUAGAGCCUGUAGGCCAGACAGAGAAGGAGCAUGCCUUUAAUCCCAGUACUAAGGAGGCAGCAGGGGCAGGUGGAUUUCUGAGUUCAAGGCCAGCCUGGUUUAUAAAGUGAGUUCCAGGACAGAGAAACCCUUUAAGUUCCAGAACAACCAGGGCUACAUGAAAAAACCCUGUCUUGGGGGAAAAAAGAAAAAAAAAGGAAAUACAAAGACGCAAAAAUGGAAGGAAGAAAAGAGGGAAGUAGGGACGGGAAUGAAAACAAGAAAGGGUAAUAGUAAAAAUGACUCAAAUUCAUUAUAUAUUCCCUUGGAGCUGUAUGAAAAUUUUAAAAAAAUAAAAUAAAAAUUUAAAGAGGAAAUGUUAUUCUCUCUGCAGCCCUGCUUUCUUCUUUCAGGGGUGGGUUCUGUAAGCUCAACACACACACACACACACACACACACACACACACACACAUUAUAUUUACUUUCCCUUCUGCAAGCAGCCCUGGGGUUAGCUCUGCCCUUUCUGCUUUAAGUGGAUUAGUUGCUUGCACAGCUUCUCUUUUUCCUAUUACUCAACUUACCGCCUUGUUGGCGACCUUCAUCCUGAUACGGCUUUGCUAUUCUUUGCUGGCACUGCAAUCUUCCUCAUCCUGUGCUGUGAUUGUCCCUGGCUGGAGCCCUUGAAAAUCUGCCUUGGCAGUGGAGAUUUCAAGAACUCUCUAUCAUUUGCUAGUGAUAUGAAGAUAGAUAUUUUUUCUGAGACUUUUGGGAUAAAUGUUCCUGAGCUAAAAUGUGAGGCAGACACACUCCUAUCUACAUCAGACAACCCUGCUCUCACACCAAACAGAUUUGGAAGAAAACAGAAAUCUCAGUUCCUGAUUCCUUCUCCUUUGCCUCCAACAACUUGCUUCUAGUUGCCCCAUGCUACACAGAUAAUGGUAGCUGAAGUCUGAGAGCCCAAGUCUAGCAUGACUCCUCUGUCCCACAUCUGUAUCAGCUUGGUUCUGUCCUCUACACAUCUGUAUUUUGAUGGGUCUGUUCUGCAAUUGUCCAUUCUAUGAGGACACCAUCCAAAUCUCCAUCAUAACAAUUUAGCACAGACACCAUAAUAUGAACAAUUUCCUCUCUGAGGGCUCUUCCACCUACAAAGAGCAGGAUCUCCAGACUCAGGAAAGGUAGUCCAUGUCCUACCUGACUAUCCUCAGAGUCUUGUCCUUAUGAAAAGAAAGUGUGUGUGUGUGUGUGCGUGUGUGUACGCUAAUGGUGUAUUGGCAUGCAUGGGAAGGUGUGCAGUGAGAACAUGCCAUGGCAGAGGUUUGGAAGUCAGAGAACAAUUUUAUUAAAUCAAUCCUCUUCUUCAACCGGUACUGGGGUUUCAAGGGUAAAUGGGAGGGUGCUAUGCUUCUGUCUACUCAAGGAGUCAUCCCACCACUGACUUAUCCUUCUAGGUCUUCCCUCUACAUUUUUUAAAGUCCUUCAGCUUCUUCCCAAUUUCAAGACUUAAGAUAAACUAGAUCAGGGCUCAGAAAGAUGUCAACUGAACAGUUGGUGCCAAGUGUGGGGGAGGGAGGAAGGAAGCCGAGAUUCUGGAGGAGGAAGGAAGGACAGAAGCAGAGAUUCUGCAGCUGAACCUCCAAGACUGCAGCCAUGAGACUCCCAGGUGACCAUGGGAUGAACUUAUUUUUUUGUAAUUAAAAUGUGUUAUUGUGUA